GAAGUGGAAGGCAUUCUGGGUAAUUCGCUGUUUACUUCCUGCGGCUGAGGAAUCCGUGGCCCCGUCCUUUGCUGUUCUUUUGUCGGAGAGGAUGGCCCUGGAGACGGUGCCGAAGGACCUGCGGCAUCUGCGGGCUUGUUUGCUGUGUUCGCUGGUCAAGACUAUAGACCAGUUUGAGUAUGAUGGUUGUGACAAUUGUGAUGCAUACCUUCAGAUGAAGGGUAACCGGGAGAUGGUAUAUGACUGCACCAGCUCUUCCUUUGACGGAAUCAUUGCGAUGAUGAGUCCAGAGGACAGCUGGGUCUCCAAGUGGCAGCGAGUCAGUAACUUUAAGCCGGGUGUUUAUGCAGUGUCAGUCACUGGUCGCCUUCCCCAAGGAAUCGUGCGAGAGCUGAAAAGUCGAGGAGUGGCCUACAAAUCCAGAGACACAGCUAUAAAGACCUAGCAAGAUGCAUGGCUACCAUUGUCUUUCCUCCCCACCUCCUGCAUCUGCUAAUUUUUUGUUACGGAACUAAAUGGACAGAACUUCAGAUACUCCCCACCCUCCAACUCUGAGACUCGGCGGACUGUUGAGAGACCACAGCGUGUCUCUGAGCCAUUUUACCUUUGGAUUGCUGCUGGGGCUGGGGCUGGGGGUGGGGGGUUUGGGCUGGUGGAUUAACAGAGACUGAAUUGAAUGGGGGGUAGGAGACCCAGUCUGUGCCCUUGCCCAUGGGUAGGACUCUGGGUCAAAUGCCAAAUAAACGUGAACCCCUAGGAAAGUUCUUAAGCCCAUGACAGAUGCCUUGCCUCUUUUCUACCUGGACACAGGAAGAACUCACUUAACCCUGUAAGCACUUUCCCGGAGCAGUAGAGGCCCUCCUGCUCCCCGUUACCCAUCUUUCAGCCUUCCGGGGUUACAGCCUUUCCAGUGUGCUUCCUUGGGUCUUGUUGGAAGGUCUGCUGUCCUGAGUCUAGGCAGCCCCAUCAAGCUGGUAGUCCCGGUGUCUGGGGGUUGCAGACUUGCUCUAGACCUGGCACAGCAAGUGUCUUUUGAAAGAAAGCCUGAGGCUUCUCAGUAUUCUUUGCCUGUUGACCAUAUUUAAUACUCUUCCCCCCUCUCCCUUUUUUUCUUCUUUUUACCACUCUUCCUCUGUCUUAGGCCAGUCAGUGGUAUUCAUGACCCUCGCUUACCCACCUACACACAUUCUGCUGCAUUUCCUCUAACUGGAGACCCUCAGGUGGCUGCUGGGCCUUCAUCCGGUUAGAUUAUGCCUUUGUAGGGCAUAAACUCCUUUCCCCCUCUGGCCUAGUAGGGGGUUUUGAUAUCAGGUUAUUGGUCAAGGUGAGUUGUUUUAGAAUGAAAAAUUUACCAGAAAUUCUUUCUUACUUAAAUCUCCACAAAGAAUCCUAUUAAUAUCCCCAUAUUGAUUUUCUAGGUUUCUUGUUCUCCAUCUAUAAAACAACGAUAACACUGCCUGUUUACCUUAGUAUUGAUUAUAAAAACGAAGCAAUGUGAAAAUUCUAGAACUUAGGUUUUAUGAAAAGUAAAAUUCAUUUACUCUUUUUAUUAGCCAUUCUUUUUUUUUUUUUUUUUAAAGAUUUUAUUUAUGUAUUUGACAGACAGUGAGAGAGGGAACACAAGCAGGGGGAGUGGGAGAGGGAUGAGCAGGCUUCCCGUCAAGCAGGGAGCCCGAUGCGGGGCUCGAUCCCAGGACCCUGGGAUCAUGACCUGAGCCGAAGGCCGAUGGUUAACGACUGAGCCACCCAGGCGCCCCUUUAUUAGCUAUUUUUUUUUUUUAAUUUUUUUUUUUUUUUUUUAGGAUUUAUUUGACAGAGCAAGAAUGAGAGGGAGUACAUGAGGGGGGGGAGUGGGAGAGGGAGAAGCAGGCUCCCCGCUGAGCAGGGAGCCCGAUGCGGGACUCGAUCCCGGGACUCCAGGAUCAUGACCUGAGCCGAAGGCAGUCGCUUAACCGACUGAGCCACCCAGGCGCCCCUUUAUUAGCUAUUCUUUACAGUAUGUGCACGGUUAACCAAACAGUGGGAGAAAUGCCCAGAAUCAGCACUGCAGAAUGAGCUCGACUCGUUAGCAGAGGUGUGUACACUAGGGCUUUGUGUCUCUUCGCCACCUGGUGUUGCUAGUGAGUCAGUGUCCCUGUUACCUGUGGCCUGGAGUGUGUGGGAAGGAGGGAGAGGUGCUGAUUCUCCCGUGACCCCCUCCCACCCCUGUCCUUGUACGCUCAUAGGCCCAUAGGAAGGAAGCAGGGAGUGGCCCAGGAUGCUCAUGUCACUCACAGAUCCUCCUCAAACCAGAACCUUCAAGCUCUGAGGGAAUGGUCCAUCAGCCCCAGUUUCAGCUGAGUUUUUAAAGGCUUUCCUCAGCCCAGCAAACUGAAAGAGCACAAGGGGUGGUGGUUUCUGUUCAAUUUCAAUCUGAAAGGAUCCUCGGGAAGUAGCCCCAGCAGGCCAGCCUUACGUUCUGGAGGGAAGGUUCUGGAGGGAAGAAGCGGGUUUCGGCAAGAGUGCCUAGGCCAGGCAGCCAACACCCCACUUUCACUGGCUUUUCUCAAAAAGUCCCUUGGAAAUCCCCAGCUGCUGUCCUGCGUGUCUGACCCGGACGUGGCUGCUCGGUGAGAAUGGAAACAGUUGUGGGGAGGGGAGGCAAGAGGAGCUGUGCGCAAGUAACCACACAGGCUGCGUCGGCGCUGAGCUGAGCCCUAACUGUUAGCCUCGCAGGAAGCGAAAGACACGGGCCCGCUGGUUGUGGGGGAGGGGUGCCCAGUCGGCGGCACCGGAUUUCACAGACUCGGUGCCAAGUGGGCUCGGCCUGGAAGCCGCCCCUCGGUUCGCUUUCUGGCUUUUUCUGGUCCUGGAAGCUGCUCUGGUGCCGCUCGGCAGCCCAGACGGGCCGUAAGGUGCUAGAGUCCACCUGGUGUGGGGAGCCCGAAGAGACUGAAGGAGGGGCUGCUGGUUCUUCACGGCUCCCCGUGAGGAGGCGGAGCGAUAUGGACGAGGAGGUCUCGGCUGCCACUGCCCUGCGUGGCACGUCCCUGAGGGCCAUGCCCUGCUCCUUGUGCCUGUCAGACGUUCAGGCCCGGUCUGACCACGGAGGCCCCACAUCUACCCAGGGUCUUGGUCUCCUGCUCAGUCGUUUGGCUUCUGCACCUCAGAAAGGCAAGGCUCCUCCUCCCUAGUUCCACAAUGACAGCUGCGAGUCAGGCUAGUGACCGGGCUGCCUUCCCCUUGUCUGCUUAUUCCUCAUUCUCUUCUUCUUACCCACCACUGCCCGUGGGGUUAAAAAACACACUCCGUGGCAGUUCAUUGCUGAAUGCAGCCUCCAUUCCUGGGCAGUGAUUGAUGGCUGAUGGAACAUUCUGGUUUUGGAGGGAAGCUGUUUCAGAAGAGUAAUGGGGAUGAGCUGGGGAGGAGUAAGCUCAGGCUGGGCGCUUUAGGUUUGGCCUCGUUUCCUCUGGGCAUGGCCACUACCUUCUCACUCCAGGCCUGUCUAUGACCUGCCAUUCAAUCCUCAUGUACCCUCCCUGACACCUGAUCCUGUGAGUGUGUGUAAGAGACAGGUAGGUAAUGUUGAAGAACAGACUAGUAUCUUACUUUGGAAGUCUGCUUCAUGUUUAUCAGUAAAACCUUUCAUUUAAAUGGCAUUUUACAGUUGACAAAAGGGCUUUCAUGUCCAUUAUCUUAUUUGAUCCUCACAAAACCCCUACGUCAUAGUCAACAUCCUUACGGAGUGAAGAGACUGAGGGUCAAAGUUAAAGUGAUUUGGCCAUGAUCAAGAAGUAGAGCCUGAAAUCAAGAAAUACGUUGCUCACACCCAAUCUGGGGCUGCUAACUUCUUCCAACAUAGUUAUCCCCGGAUGCGGUGGGCUUGCUCCCUUCGUGAGGAUUCCACAGAACCAGCAUGAGGCGUUAGUUUAUUGCUGAGUGAGAGUUACAUGUCCCUAUACACUGAGUCCCCCGAACACCCUAUGCCUACCACUUACAUCUCUAGUCCCCAAGUCCACAAUUACCCAAAGAGAGGUCGACAGUGUGGGGAAAGGGUCCAGGGAGGUGAUCCUUGGGAUUUACUCAAGGAUCCCCAUGCAGGACAUUGGGAAACUGGUCCAGCCCUCCUCUAGUUCCCACCUGGCGGCAUCUUCUUUUCUACUCUAGCAGUUCUUAGGUAUCUGCUGACCUGUGCCCCGUACUCCCCAACCUCUUCUGUUUUUUUCCUACUCACCACCUUUUGCAGCCCAAUUAUGGCACCUUCACACUCCACUGGAACACAGACUUGUGAUGAAAAUAUACAUACAUAUCCAAUUAGGGGCAUUGCCCCUGCCUCCCAGUCACUUUACUGCUCUAAAACAGUUUCCUCCCUAUAAAAUGCAGCUGACAAAACUCUGCAGGAUAGUGGCUACCCGUGACGGGUGGGGGUGGAAAAGGAGAUAUGAGGGGAUCCUGAGGUUAUAGUCUGUUUCUUGCUCUGGAUGCCAGGUACAGAGGUUCGUUCACUUUCUGAAGAUUUAUUGAGUUAUACACUCACGAUUUGCUCACUUUUCUAUUUGUAUGCUAACCUCAAAUAGAAAGUUCACUUAAAGACACAGCGGUCCUGUCUUGGGAUCGUUGUGAGAAAUACAUUAGUUUAUGUAAAAGCAAUCGGAGAGCUGUACACUAUUACGUGUAUCUAGGGAAUCACAUUUAUCCAAAGUUGUCCACCUCUAGAUAAGUUCUAGGUAAGUGUAGCAAGAAUGGCAUCCCUAUAGUAUUGUUGGACAAUGGAUGUUCCAAUACAUCUAUCAUACAGAAAUACAUCACAAUGGACACAUUUUCCUUUAAGCACCGUGGCUUUUAAUUUUAAUCUCUCUGUUCUCUUGUUUUUUUAUGACAUAUGUUGUUGUUGUUGUUUUCUAAUAUGUACUUCCUUGCUAUUUGGAAACAAGAUUCUGGAUGUGAUUUAACCUC
Molecule: messenger RNA, 4935 nt
Organism: Mirounga angustirostris (Northern elephant seal)
Lineage: Eukaryota; Metazoa; Chordata; Mammalia; Carnivora; Phocidae
Gene: SUPT4H1
Product: SPT4 homolog, DSIF elongation factor subunit
Exons: 5
Coding region: 92-445 (117 amino acids)
Biological process (GO): regulation of transcription elongation by RNA polymerase II; transcription elongation-coupled chromatin remodeling
Cellular component (GO): nucleus; DSIF complex
Molecular function (GO): zinc ion binding; RNA polymerase II complex binding
Source: RefSeq, a predicted model, not a curated record